Molecule: messenger RNA, 1662 nt
Organism: Purpureocillium lilacinum
Lineage: Eukaryota; Fungi; Ascomycota; Sordariomycetes; Hypocreales; Ophiocordycipitaceae
Product: histidine biosynthesis bifunctional protein hisB
Biological process (GO): L-histidine biosynthetic process
Molecular function (GO): imidazoleglycerol-phosphate synthase activity; oxo-acid-lyase activity
Source: RefSeq, a predicted model, not a curated record
AUGCCCACUGUUCACCUGCUGGACUAUGUCGCCGGCAACAUCAGGAGUCUGGUCAACGCCAUCGAGAAGCUCGGCUACGAGGUAGACUGGGUCCGGUCGCCCGAGGAUGUCCCCAGAGCAGAGAAACUGAUCCUCCCCGGUGUCGGCCACUUCGGCCACUGCCUGUCGCAGCUCUCGCAGGCGGGCUACCUCCCGGCCAUCCGGAAACACAUCGAGGAUGGCAAGCCGUUCAUGGGCGUGUGCGUCGGCCUGCAGGCGCUGUUCGAGGGCUCCGUCGAGGACCCCGACGUGCCCGGUCUCGGAGUCAUCAGGGGCUCCCUGACGCGCUUCGAUGACUCGGCCAAGUCGGUCCCGCACAUCGGCUGGAACAGCGCCAGCACGGGCGGCCUGCCCAUGUACGACCUCUCGCCCGAGUCCAAGUACUACUACGUCCACACGUACAAGUUCCCGUACGUCAGGGGCCAGCUCGAGGCGCAGGGCUGGACCGUCGCGACGGGCACGUACGGCUCCGAGACGUUUGUCGGCGCCGUCGCCAAGGGCAACAUCUACGCGACGCAGUUCCACCCGGAAAAGUCUGGCGUCGCCGGCCUGCGGACCCUCCGCGCGUUUGUGACCGGCGCCGGCGCGGCCUCGCUCGGCAAGGCGGUCGACGGGGCGCUGGACGCCGUGGCGCCGGACUUCAAGGACGGCCUCACGCGCCGUGUCAUUGCCUGCCUCGACGUGCGGGCCAACGACCAGGGCGACCUCGUCGUCACAAAGGGCGACCAGUACGACGUCCGCGAAAAGUCGGACGACCGCAAUGUCCGCAACCUGGGCAAGCCCGUCGAGAUGGCCAAGCGGUACUACGAGGACGGCGCCGACGAGGUCACCUUCCUCAACAUCACGUCGUUCCGCGACUGCCCCGUCGCCGACCUGCCCAUGCUCGAGGUCCUCCGCCAGACGUCGCAGACCGUCUUCGUGCCCCUGACCAUCGGCGGCGGCAUCCGCGACACGGUCGACACGGACGGCACCAAGGUGUCUGCGCUCGAGAUCGCCACCAUGUACUUCAAGUCGGGCGCCGACAAGGUGUCCAUCGGCUCCGACGCCGUCAUCGCCGCCGAGGAGUACUACUCGCUCGGCCGCAAGCUCUUCGGCAACACGGCCAUUGAGCAGAUCUCGCGCGCCUACGGCAACCAGGCCGUCGUCGUCAGCGUCGACCCCAAGCGCGUCUACGUGCCCAAGCUCGACGCCACGCGCCACAGCGUCGUCGAGACGCAGUUCCCGGGCCCCAAGGGCGAGGCCUACUGCUGGUACGCCUGCACCAUCAAGGGCGGCCGCGAGACGCGCGACAUGGACGUCGUCGAGCUCGCCCAGGCCGUCGAGGCCAUGGGCUGCGGCGAGCUGCUCCUCAACUGCAUCGACAAGGACGGCUCCAACAGCGGCUUCGACCUCGAGCUCAUCAACCAGGUCAAGGCCGCCGUCAAGAUCCCCGUCAUCGCUUCCAGCGGCGCCGGCAACCCGGGCCACUUCGAGGAGGUGUUUGACAAGACGACGACGGACGCCGCCCUCGGCGCCGGCAUGUUCCACCGCGGCGAGUACACGGUCAAGCAGGUCAAGGACUAUCUGAAGGAAAAUGGGCUGCUGGUGCGGCAGUUUGAGAGCGAUUUGGAUACCACGGCAUAG